GGGGUCGGGGAGCUGUCUUGUCUUGUUGCUGUCUUUCAAUGCGUAACGUUGUUCGUUUUGUAGUAAAAGUGAAGAGACGGGUAACAAACAUAUUUUACUGCACAUACGAAUAAAAAUGAGUUUUAGUGAAAUAUUAAUGUGAAGUAGAGCGUGAAAAGACUUCCAUAAACGAUAUGCAGUGGAAUUUUAAGUCAUAACACUGUUAGUAGAUGUACUAUGUCUUCGACAAUGAGAAUAAAUAAAUAGUUAACGAAUUGAUUGUCUCCUUGAUAUUUGUGGAUUAGGCUAGGACGGGAUUUGCCAGGAUGGGCUUGCUUAUUUCGAAGAUCUGGAGCUUGUUCGGGAACGAGGAACACAAGCUGGUCCUCGUUGGGUUAGACAAUGCUGGUAAGACGACGAUACUGUACCAGUUGCUUUUGGGCGAAGCUGUCCACACCAGGCCCACUAUUGGCUCCAAUGUAGAGGAGGUCGUCUGGAGGAACCUACGUUUCGUUAUGUGGGACCUCGGCGGACAACAGAGCUUGAGAUCAGCAUGGACUACAUAUUACACUAAUAGCGAGUUCGUCAUAAUGGUUAUUGAUUCGACGGAUCGUAACCGACUGAGCAUCAGCCGUGAUGAGCUGCACCAGAUGUUGAAACACGAGGAGCUGAGCAGAGCCUGUCUUCUUGUGUAUGCCAACAAACAGGACGUGAAAGGCUCGAUGACGGCGGCGGAGAUAUCUGAACAGUUGGACCUGACAUCCAUAAAGCAGCACCCCUGGCAUAUACAGGCGUGUUGCGCGCUCACUGGAGAAGGAUUGCACUUAGGCCUAGAAUGGAUUGCGAGUAGAAUAAAGAAGAAAUGACAAGCCGUGUACCUGUGACUAGUAAUUUUAUAAAUAGGCCCAUAAGUACUCUUGUUAAAGUUACAUAUAUUCAAAUUCCUAAUUACUGUUUGCAUUAUAAUUGUCAAAAUAAUUAAUUCUAAUGAGAGACCUAUCUGGAUUACUGUCCGUUGUUUUGAGUGAAUGGGGUAUAAUUAUAUUAUAAUAAAACAAUUUCUUGCAUA
Spodoptera litura is the source of this 1048-nucleotide messenger RNA. RefSeq names its product ADP-ribosylation factor-like 5 (gene Arl5). Lineage: Eukaryota; Metazoa; Arthropoda; Insecta; Lepidoptera; Noctuidae. Gene Ontology annotation, molecular function: GTP binding; GTPase activity. The record is from RefSeq and is a predicted model, not a curated record.